GUUCUUGAUUUCUGUAUCUACUAUAUCUAUUUAUUUAUAUGUAAACUUGAAAUUUUUCGAUAGAUAUCCAAUUCUUAGGUCAGAUGUGUUAUAUGAGAACUUCCGAUAUGAGUUUUUCCCAGUACGAUAUCAUACUUCGGUUAGUAGGCCUUCUCAAAUGCUCAUAAAAGACAUUCAACUCACCCUCAGGGCAAAACUUUAUGGUUUGGAUCAGAAGUCUCGUGGAUCUAGACUGAGUCUCUCUUCUUCUCAAGAAUCAUAUAUUCAUGCUUGGUUCAGGUUCUAA
Messenger RNA from Eruca vesicaria subsp. sativa (arugula), 286 nucleotides. The record is from the annotation of a GenBank genome assembly. NCBI's taxonomy places the organism in Eukaryota, Viridiplantae, Streptophyta, Magnoliopsida, Brassicales, Brassicaceae.